AAUGCUCGGCCGCCAGACUAAUUUUAGACUGUGUGUGUGCAAUCCCUUCCACAGCAGCAGUCUCGAACUCCGAAAUGGUUUGGCAGUCAUGGGCAGUUUAUUCACCCGAUGACAGUCGUCGCCAAUUGGACACCUAAAUGAUGGACUCAAGAAGAUAGGCUACAUUCUAUACAAGCGGUCUAUCCUCCAACAACCUUGAAACUUUGAAACAAUAAUUUUGGGAGAUGGCGAGUGACGACCAGGUGGCCAUCUUGACAGACGACGAGGAAGAUCAGAAGAGGAAGUACGUCAUGGCAGAACCCUUCAACACCCUGUCCAAAACCUUGGAUCAGAUGGCAGCAGGUGCGGACACCACCGCUGCCUCCCAAGGUCCAGCAUCACCCCCGACAGACACAUCUGACACCCCCAGCAAUGACUGCCUGGAGAGGAACUGCGUGCAGAUCGACAACCACCUACUCAUCUCCAAGGUCUUCUACUUCUUCUUCUAUGCGGCCUAUGGGUCCCUGCACCCGUUGCUGUCUGUCUACUACAAGCAACUGGGCAUGACGCCCAGCCAGAGUGGCCUGCUGGUCGGGAUUCGGUACUUCAUAGAAUUCUGCAGCGCCCCCUUUUGGGGGGUGGUGGCGGACCGCUUCAAGAAGGGCAAGGUGGUGCUGCUGUUCUCCGUCUUCUGCUGGUUGGUGUUCAACUGCGGCAUCGGCUUCAUCAAGCCUGCCUCCAUGACCUGCGUGGAAAGGAAACCUACAGUCGUGUCCCCCACCAGUCCCGCCCAGAUCGGUCCGUCGGCCAAUCACAGCAGGAACCGCAGGGGUGCGAGUGGAGACUUUUUCCCCCUCCCUUUUGCAUCAGACUCAGUUAGUGCUCCCCUGCACAGGUAUGUGAGGAGCGAUGGUGGUAAUAUCACUGGACCCAGUACUGUCACGGGACCUGUGCCUUCCUCCACCAUCUCCACAACAAUGUUGACAUCUUCCCCCUCCACCACCACCACCACCACCACCACCACCACCACCACCAAAACAAAAACAACAACAAAAACAGCAGCAACAACAACAGCCGGCUCAAAACCUGCCUCAAAUCUGACCAUGACCAAACCAACCACCACAACCACUACUACCAAAGUCUAUGACAUCAUCUCCAACCACGACCAGGUGGAGACCAUCUUCCUCCUGAUCCUGCUGGUCAUCAUCAUUGGCGAGUUCUUCAGUGCUCCGGCUAUGACCAUCGUGGACACGCGCACCCUGCAGUACCUGGGCUCCCACCGGGACCGCUAUGGUCUGCAGAGGAUGUGGGGCUCCCUUGGCUGGGGCCUGGCAAUGCUGUGCGUGGGCAUCUGGAUCGACCACACCCACAUCAAGCUCUUCAUCCAGGGCACCGGCUGCAUCGUGCCUGACUACAAGAACUACCAGAUAGCCUUUAUUGUCUUUGGUGUCCUGAUGGCUGUUGCUUUUAUAGUGUCUACUCAGUUCUACUUUGAGAGUAGUACUAAUGACCAUCGGCCAAUGGAGGCACAGGUGGAGGAGGAUAAGAGACAGGAUAUGGAAUCUCCUCAAGCGUCCAGUGGCGUUUCAUCUCCCGAAGGGCAUACGGUGGAAUCGUUAGAAUCUCAAAGUUCCAUCAGCCAGCGGUUCCUUUACUGGGACCUCCUUCGGCUGCUGUGCAGUGUGCAAUACGGCUCGGUGCUCUUCGUGGCCUGGUUCAUGGGAUUCGGCUACGGCUUCGUGUUCACUUUCCUCUACUGGCACCUGGAGGACCUGAAGGGGACCACCACGCUUUUUGGAGUCUGCUCGGUGCUGAGCCACAUCUCGGAGCUGGUAGCCUACUUCACCAGCCACAAGCUCAUCGAGCUCAUCGGCCAUAUAAGGGUGCUGUACAUCGGGCUGGCCUGCAACACGGCCCGCUAUCUGUACAUUUCCUACCUGGAGAACGCCUGGGUUGUCCUGCCCAUGGAGGUCCUUCAAGGUGUGACCCAUGCCUCAGUGUGGGCAGCGUGUAUCUCCUACCUGAGUGCUGCUGUACCUCCAGAGCUAAGGACCUCUGCCCAGGGUAUCCUCCAGGGCCUGCACCUGGGGCUGGGCCGGGGCUGUGGGGCCAUGGUGGGGGGAGUGUUUGUCAACUUCUUUGGAGCAGCCCACACCUUCAGAGGGAUAGGAAUCGCCUCCCUCGUCAUCCUCCUCCUCUUCGCUCUCAUCCAAUGGCUGGCUGUGCAGAGUGGGGAGAAAAAUACCAAAAUGCUGGCGGAGAACAUUCCCGUCCCCUCCAGUCCUGUUCCCAUAGCAACCAUCGACGUUAUCCAAUCAGAUAACGUCGCCGCAACAACGCCACCACCAAGGAAGACCAAGCACCAGGAGGAGCAGGAGGACAUGAGCAAGCCCGCCUGGGUGGUGUCCGCCUCGCCCUGGGUCUCCCUGGCCUUCGCCCUGCACCAGAUCAGAGAGAUCGCUGUCCUGGCCAGGAGCAGCCCUGCCAACAACCAUCAGCCGCUCGAGGAGAUCAAUGAGAUCAGCAUAGAUGAACCAACAGAGGAAACCUCCCAGUCCUCAUCUCAAGACCCCCCCAGCAGGUCCCCACAGACGGAACCCUCUCAGGGGGAAACCCCCCUACCUGACCAGGAUCCCCCUAUGCCUGCGGACCAACCACCCCUCCCCACUGGCCACACACAGUAAAGAGGGAACACAUUGCACAUUUUGAGAAACUGUCCCCAAAUGUUUUCCAAGCAACACCACCAACCGACAGAGUCAAGUGCUGGCGGAAGACCAGUUAUUAAAAGAGUGAAGAGUAUGAUUUUACAGACUGGACAGAUGAAAAAUACAGGCCAAAAUGAGAGGUUAUAUUUUUCCUCUUAGCAGAGGACUUAACCAGAGCCUUUAGGGAUCUGAGGAAAAGCUCUUGCCUUGAAGUAGCUACUGUUGCACUUUCAAAUGGAUGUAAAAAUUGUAAGUUAUUUUUUAAAACUUGGAAAUCUGGAUAUUAGGUUUGAUUGAAUUAGGGUUCUAUUUGUCUCAAUGGCCCUCAAACUGAUCAAGUGCCUGAGCCUCGUCAUAGGUUGGUGAUUCACACUCAUGCAGAAGUGACACACUCAAUCUAAAUAGCCAUGUGUGUAAUGGCUGCUUACAUAGAGUUUAGGUGCACGUUCAAUAAGAAAACGUUGUGGAACCUUGCAGAUAGAAAUGUUAUGAUUGGAACCGACAGAAAGUCAGAGAGACAUGUUUGUUCUACAUACUAGGCUGUAUCUGGAACAAGUUGCUCUCCAGAAUGUGGCCCUGCUAUUACAUGUAAAUGUUUACUGUGUCUAGUCUGACUAUCAACCACUGAUGCCGUGGAAAAAUACUUAUUUAAAAAAGGUUUAUGAAGUGAUCGUGUCAGAUCUGAUAUCCACCAGUCUUUCAGGGUAAUGUCUAUUUAACUAUAACUCCCAUCAGUUAUCCCCCCCCCCCCCCUGUGAAUGUAUUUCCACAUGCAUAUGUCUAAUGCCUGGCCAAAAUUUCACAAACAUAAAAUAUUUAACUACAGUCUUAUUUAGACAGAAAUUGCAAGUAUGUCAAACUGCUGUCCUCCAGGACUAUCUAAAACUGUUCAGACGUUGUAAUGACCUAAGCAUUUUACAUGGCAUGGCUCAUCUGCUGCGUAGCCUAAGCCAAUGUAUUUUAAAUCAGGCAGCCUUUACUACUCUCAGUGCUCUGUGGCCUUUUUGUAUCUCUUUAAGGUGAAACAUCAGUUCACAAUACAAUGUCACUGGGAAAAAAGAUGGGCUUAUUUAUUAAUCAAUUGAAACAAACCUUAAAAAGAAUCAUCCUUGGAUCAUAAUGGCCCAAAUCAUCAUUCCCAAAAUACAAAAACAUUAAAAAUGAUGUUUGAUAUAAAAUUACAAUAAACGUUUUUUUUCUUUCUG
This is a messenger RNA of Oncorhynchus mykiss (rainbow trout), 3889 nucleotides long. Its product is annotated as major facilitator superfamily domain-containing protein 6. Gene Ontology annotation, biological process: antigen processing and presentation of exogenous peptide antigen via MHC class I. The record is from RefSeq and is a predicted model, not a curated record. Lineage: Eukaryota; Metazoa; Chordata; Actinopteri; Salmoniformes; Salmonidae. Gene Ontology annotation, cellular component: plasma membrane.